This is a messenger RNA of Lachnellula hyalina, 960 nucleotides long. RefSeq lists its product as uncharacterized. Lineage: Eukaryota; Fungi; Ascomycota; Leotiomycetes; Helotiales; Lachnaceae. Bases 1 to 960 code for a protein of 319 amino acids. The transcript has 3 exons. The record is from RefSeq and is a predicted model, not a curated record.
AUGGUUGACCACCACCCAGAUUCUGUAGAUGCCAGAAACACCUUUGAAGACCUUUCCGGGGUAGAUAUUGCUGCAUUUGCCAACCCAUACGAUGCCCUCAUCCAGAGCUCCCAGAAUGAUCCAGCCAGAAUACAAAAUUUCUAUGGAACCCAUCGAACGACGAGGAACGAGCAGCAGCGAGUCAAAUUACUAUCACCAGAUUUCUCGGGCCUCAUUCUAGACCCCAUCCUCCAAAAGCUCACAGACCCCUCCAUUGAGCCUGGCUUUCAAGACCCAAGAUACUGUAUCGUGUUCUGGGCUCGACCGCCACCUCAUAUCCGCUCUCUCGUAGACAAGGUCCAGCAAGAGCUCUUGGCACUCGCCCCGAACCUCUGGGUAAUGCCAAUCAAUAACCUCCACCUUACCGCCCUAGAAAUAACCCACUCCCUGACCUCCCCCGAAAUCUACUCCAUCCUCUGUGCCCUCGGCUCCCCCACCAUAGAAGCCAUGACUGACUACCCUUACUCCCACCGAGCACGGCUCAUCAAGCCCAUGAUAUCUUACGACGGUGCUGCCCUCGCGUUGUCAUUCUUGCCCGCGGCAGGGGAGACCCUUCCCUCUGGAGAAAGGACCAAAGAAGACGAUGCUUUCACCUACCACCAUCUCCGCCGCGACCUCUUCAACCUCGCAAAAUCUACCGGCGUAUCCGUAGAUUCCCGCUACGUCGUUCCCUCAUCGCAUAUCACGCUCGGUCGUUUCCUGACACAAGCUGAUCAUGACUCGCCCGAGAAGAUGCGGGAGUGGAUCAAGAAGAUUGAGGAUUUAAAUCAGUGGUUAGAGAAUGAGUGGUGGCCGAAAGAAGGGGAAAAGAGGGAUGGCGCGAAGGAGUGGGUGGUAGGUAUGGAGAAGGGGUUGGAUUGCAGGCAAGGUACACUGUGGUAUGGGGAUGGGGAAACGGUGAGGUUGGGAAAGGGAUUUUAG